Molecule: messenger RNA, 1651 nt
Organism: Erythranthe guttata (spotted monkey flower)
Lineage: Eukaryota; Viridiplantae; Streptophyta; Magnoliopsida; Lamiales; Phrymaceae
Product: transcription factor MYB35
Source: RefSeq, a predicted model, not a curated record
AUUAAUAUAUAUUAUAAAAAAAGAUGCCUUUUUAUGGUCAUGCAAAUACAGCUCAAUUUCUCUUACAUGCUCAUGCUUUUCUUGCUUUUGCAUGCACCAAAUGGUGUUCAUCAAAUACCUCUUAAGCUUAUGGCAUUUCUUCUCAUAACUUUUAUACAUUAUAUUUUUCGUUUUCGAUUAUUGUUUUUUUAUUCUCGAUCGAACGAUAUAAUACGAUGGUUAAAACUCCUCCUUGCUCAGAUAAGCUGCAAAUGCAAAAGGGUAUUUGGAAUGACGACGGAGAUCGCGAACGAAAUGCCGCGUACGUUCCGAAACAGGAUGGAACAGGUAACUGGACAACUUUUUCCAAGAGAUCAGGAUCAGGACAAAAGAGAAGUGGGAAAAAUAGCAGAGAAAAAUGGCAUAAUGGUAAUAAUUCAAAAUGUGAUCCAAAGCACAAGAGCUUCACAACUCAAGAAGAGGAGUUAGUAAUCCAGCUACAUUCAGCAAUUGGUAGCAGGUGGCCUAUAAUAGCACAACAACUCCCAGGAAGAACAGACAAUGAUGUAAAAACCUUAUGGAACAGUAAACUAAGGAAGAAGCUUUCUGCUAUGGGAAUUGAUCCAGUCACUCACAAACCCUUCUCCCAAAUUCUCGCCGAUUACGGAAAUAUCGGAGCUUUCCCUAAAGCCCGAACCCGUUUCUCCUCUCUCUCGAAAGACAUAAAAAACUCCAUCGUCUUUAAAUCCUCGAAUUCCGAACUCAUAUCGCAAAACCCUAAUAACAACAACAACAACAACAACAUUAAUCCGCACGAAAACUUUUCCCAUUAUUUUCACGACCAUCUUUUCUCACCAUCGCCCUCGAAUAUUUCCGAUAUCGCCCAUUAUAAUAAUAAUAAUAAUCCGCUCGAUCUUUACUCCCAACUCCAAUCCGUGAACUUUGUCACGAAAAAACCCGAUAAUAAUAAUAAUAAUUUAAAUUUAGCACAACAACAACAACAACAACUUUUCGUGAACAAUGAGUGCGCCACGUCAUCGUCGGUCAACCAAGAGUUUAGUUGGAGCGACUUCUUUCUCGAGGACGCGCAAUUAGAAAACGAGGGGAAUAUUCUCGUUGCGCAUGAGUGUGGUGGUGGUGGUGAGAAGUUGGAAUCGGAAGAAGAUCAAGUGAAGGAAAGGUAUAUUAUUAAUGAAGAUAAUAAUAACGAGAUUAAUGCGUUGGUCGAUAAUAAUAAUAAUAAUACGUUCGAAGCAUUGUCUUCGCCUUCGAACAGUGCUUCGUCGUUCGUGGAAGCCAUGAUUGAGAGCCAAGAUGAGAUGUUUUCGCAGCUACCUUGCUUCUAUGAGGAACAAUUUUAUUAAUUAAUUAGUUAAUUAAUUAAUUAUAGCUAUAUCCCAUAUAUAAAGAUGAAUUUGUUGUAAUAAAAAAAGUAUGUGUUGUAAUAAGAUCUUUGGUGAACAAGUUGAUGAUUUUAAUUUAGGGAUAAUGCAUAUUUAGUACCUUACCUUUGCUCUAAAUUCAAUUUGAGUCAUUGCCACUAUAAGGUUCUAUUGAUUAAAUAAUAUAAUAUUUUAGAAACAUGUUCGAUUACCGCGAUUCAAACAAAUUUAACUUGGCCCGCAAUUAAAUAUUACGUAAUAUUAUGUAACACGUUGUUUUUGUUUUUUUU